Trichosurus vulpecula (common brushtail) is the source of this 448-nucleotide messenger RNA. RefSeq names its product histone H2A type 1. The transcript has a single exon. Gene Ontology annotation, molecular function: protein heterodimerization activity; DNA binding; structural constituent of chromatin. Gene Ontology annotation, cellular component: nucleosome. The record is from RefSeq and is a predicted model, not a curated record. The coding region runs from base 11 to 403 and encodes 130 amino acids. Lineage: Eukaryota; Metazoa; Chordata; Mammalia; Diprotodontia; Phalangeridae.
UCUAGUCGCCAUGUCUGGAAGAGGAAAGCAGGGAGGCAAAGCUCGCGCAAAGGCCAAGACCAGGUCUUCCCGGGCUGGUCUUCAGUUUCCGGUCGGCCGUGUCCACCGUCUGCUGCGCAAAGGCAACUAUGCUGAGCGAGUUGGUGCUGGUGCUCCGGUAUAUUUAGCUGCUGUGCUCGAGUACCUGACUGCUGAGAUCUUGGAGUUGGCGGGGAAUGCAGCCAGGGAUAACAAGAAAACUCGUAUCAUCCCUCGUCAUCUUCAGCUUGCCAUCCGCAACGACGAGGAGCUUAACAAGCUGCUAGGCAAGGUUACCAUCGCUCAGGGCGGCGUCCUGCCCAACAUCCAGGCCGUACUACUGCCCAAGAAGACUGAGAGUCAUCAUAAAGCUAAAGGCAAAUAGAAUGUCUCUAGCUGGGCUUUAGGAUAUACUCUGGUCCUCCUUAAU